ACAUAUCGUUUUUGAGGCAAAUUAAGAACUCCCCAUCCAAAACUUCCGAUAGAAACUGCAGUUCGGAACAACGCAUUUUAACUCGUCUUCGGAUUGGAACCACUAGACUCACCCACUCAUAUGUUUUUGAACGCAAACCACCACCUAUAUGCACUUUCUGCGGUGUACAGAUCACGGUUCAACAUAUUCUUGUGGACUGCAAAGGAUAUGAAUCUUCCCGGAUCAAACACGGAAUACAGAAUAGUUUAACGGAAAUACUUCAAUAUAAUGGACACAGUGAACUAGCUGUACUGAAAUUUCUAAAGGAAUGCGACUUGUUUCUGAGUAUCUAAACACUUAUUGAAAACCACCAUCUCUUAAAAGACACGAACGACAUAAAAGUGUUAAAGUGUCUCUAAUCAAGCCAAAAAAAAAACAUACCGACAGAAAUAGCAACUUGCGGUGGGCUUGGUCUAAGUGUGCAAGUUUUCGAGCAGUUAUUGUGCAAAAGGUGCGAAAGUUUCACGCGCGUUGCGAUUCGAUUCGAUGCAUCAAAAAAUAAACAAAAUGAUUUGCCGUUGUUGUGCUAAAUAUUUUACGGAAACGUUAAUUCCGAUAGCUGUCCUAUCUGAUACGCACCGAAAACCACUUAAAAGUAUUAUCAAUUUUAUCGUAGAUGAGGUCCAGGAAAAUGAGGAUCGAUUCCCACAACAAAUAUGUCAAAACUGCUUGGAACAGUUACAACUAUGUUAUAAUGUAUUGGAACAAUGUCGUAACGCUUUCGCCCAACGUUCAUCAAAAGUAGUGCAAAACAAGCGGAACUGCCGGAGUUGUAUCAUGUGCAAUGUCAGCAAUCCACAGAAAUUAUUCACAAUUGAUUGUUUGAUCACGAAUUCGAAACAUAAAAUUCGUGACAUGGUGAAUGAACUUUCACCUGGAGCUUUGUUUCCAAAAACAGAGAAUAAUGACGAGGAGAGUUCUUUUCAAGUUUGCUGUAGAUGUGCGAAGAAUAUGAAAGAAUCCUACAACUUCAAAAUGAAACUGACCGUUGUAGGGGAAACAUUCAGCCGACAAUAUUUGCAUCCUUGGGAACUGAUGGAUUACGAUAUACCCGGUAGUCUUGCUGUUGAUUUGUAUGCUGAGUUGGUACCCAAAUCUAAAGGCUACGAAUGUUCAGUGUGCCGAUUUAAUGUCGAAAGCACAAUGUUUGAAAAAACUUGCAGCGGAUGCUUAUUGAAUUUCAAUAAUUACGAACAGAUUUGUACCAAAAAUCAAGAAGAUUGCAGCUCAACUGAACAGUUCAGCGAAACAAAUGAUGUGAUUAUUGAGUAUGAAAAAUGUGUUAUUAAAGAAGAUAGUCUAUCGAAAGGAUUGGAGCUAAAUUCAGAUGAUUUUGAAUACGUUAGGAAAAGGAAAACUAAAUUCAACGAUAGUUCAGAACGUGCAUUAAGAGCGACACUUGGCGGUCCCUCAUCCAAAUAUGGCUUUGUCUGUGCACCAUUUAGAGAACGAACCUGUCUCAAAUUCAUAUGUUGCGUAAGAAAAUGUCAGAAACAAUUCCUUCGAGCGUCAUCGUUAAAGACACAUUUAUCCAACCAGCAUAAACCAAUCAGUAGUAAACCCGGCCACUGUCAAUAUUGCAAUUUAAAACUUGUCAGAGGAAUCAAUCACAACGCGAAGCAAUGUGUAAUGUUUUCCUGCAAAGUUGAAGGUUGUGUAUACCGUACGACUUCCAGAAUUGUCAUGAAGAGUCAUAAAUUGCAUGAUCCUAUAAUUGAUAAAAAGCAUAAAAGGAUAAUCGAAAAAAAGAAGCCGAGUACAGAAAAUGCUUACACGUGUUCGGAAAAGUCUAUGUUCGUAUGCUGCGCUCCGGAAUGUACAAGUAAAUUCACUACAAGUUUACUUUUGAAGGAACACCAAACAAAUAACCACAGAUUCACAGAGUGCCUGAGCCUAAUUGGUUGUGGCUAUUGUGGCAGAAAUUUUGACACAAUUACCGCAAAAACGAAUCAUCAACUUCAAAAGUAUAAGAUAUUUCGGUGCAAAGAAAGGCACUGUAGCUUUGUUUCUAAGAAUGAAAAAAUAGUUCAGCUGCAUUGUGUAACUGGUUUUCAUCAACCCAAAAGGCAUGUUGAAGGCGGGUUUGAGUAUGAUCCCAACUUUUUUACGGUCAUUGGUUCUCUAGACAAAUGUAUGGAUGUAUUACGAUUGGAUGGAGAGAAAUGUUGCGGUUGUCAAAAAAUGUUCAGCUCUGUUGUCGAUUUGGAAAAACAUAUUGAAAAUACUCACAAAACGGAUGUGAAGGCUGACUUCCAGUGUGACAAAUGCUACAAGGUAUUUGUGGAUCCUAAGCUUGUCUCUCGCCAUCGUCUCGGUUUUGAGUCUCAGAAGAAAUAUUAUCACUGUCGUAAAUGUGAUAAAUUUAUGUGGUACUCAUACUUAGCCAUGCAGCACAUAGUUUCGUCUCAUGAUAUAGAUGAUCAAAACGUUAUACCAAACGAUGAUCGUUAUCAAGCAAUACACGAUGAUGGUCACAUGUGCUGUUGUUGUAUGGAACGGUUUGAAACUAAAGAAGAGCUCAAAAUGCAUUGUGCAGAACACCAGAGUAGAGGCGCACCAAGUUCUAAUGAUGUAACUUACAAAUAUAAGUGCGAAAUAUGCAAUAAAAAGUUCGAACAGCUACCUGCGUUUAUGCGCCAUGGAGCCGCAUUCAGACGCAAAGAAGUUUUUCAAUGUCUGAUUCCAAAUUGUACCUUUAAAACGAAAGAUCUACUAGAGAUUCACAUACACGUAGAGCUCGGUAAUAUAGAAAAAGUACAUCGCGAUACGAAUGGGUACACGUUUUCAACUGCUGCUGAUGAGUCCCACUGUUGUUUUUCAUCUUGCGAUCAUCAGAGCGGUAGCUACAACGAUCUGGUAGAACAUGCUUUGUCAAAGCACUUCCCUGAGCGGGAGGUCAACAAAAAGUGUAAUGAAACCUAUUUAAUAGGGUGCCCAAUUUGCUGCAAAGGGUAUCGAAGCUUUGCCUUACUUAUGAGACACCGAAAUUUUAAAAGUAAAAAUUCAAAACUGAAACACUUGAAGAAACAGCAGGUGAUCGACGCUGCAAAACCCAGAGAGAUGAUCAAUUGUGAAAUUUGCCAUCGAAGUUGCGAGAAAAGUAAACUUAGUAAUCACAUGCACAACAAUCAUGCUGUUCGUAAGAGCUGUGCACUUUGUGGCAAAUCGUUCAACAAAUAUAACUUAACACUACACAUGAUAAGCCACGAAAACAAGCGUAUGUUCGAGUGUGACCAGUGCCCAGCAACGUUCAAUUUAAAAAGUUUUCUGAUCAAACAUGUGAGAAGUUGUCACAGCAACGAGAGACCUUUUCACUGCCGACAAGGUUGCUCGAAAACUUAUAAACACGCUGGCGAUCGUGAUCGACAUGAGAAAACUGUACAUUUACGCAUACUGCCGUGGAGCUGUGAGUUGUGUGACAGUUCAUUCGUGCGUGAAAGAGAUCUUCGAAUUCAUCAGCGCAAACAUACGGGUAUCAGACUGUUUCCUUGUAAUUAUUGCAAAGCUAGUUUUGACAAGAAAAGUGACUUCAACGAACACCUCUUGGAACACUCGGAAUAUUGUGAAGAUCAGUUUACACCUGAAACGCUAUAGAAGAGUGUAUUUAAAUCUGCCCUGUUAAAUACAGUUAUAAAUCCGUAUUUAUAUUGCAGCUGAAUUCUUGCACUUUAGUUAACACCGAAAGUCUAUAGGUAAAACAGUUUGAAUUACUUUAAUCAAUGUUGUUUAAAUAUAGUGCAGAAAUGCAACCCCAAUUAGAGAAAAAAAAACUUCAAAUCUCAUAUAAAAAAAAUUGACACACACAGGAUCUGCAAUAUAUAAACGUUUCCAAAGUUAAAAUUGUCCUGCAGGACAUUUAAAUUGUUAACGAAAAGGGAGUGAAUACGAUGAACACAGUAGAGCCCUUCUUAUCGUCAAACUUCAUCGGAAAAGUUCUCUGUGGGAUAAGUGUAACCUGGGUUUCCAGGUCCCUGAUUAGUCAGUAAAACACAGACUUUUGACCCUUCGUUCAGAUAUUGCUCAGGCACAGAUUCUGCCCUGAUUUUUGCUCGAUUUUACCGAUUUUACAGACUUAAAAUGGAAUGGAGAGAUCAAUAUAAACAUUCAUCAAUAAAUUUCGUUACCGUUUAGACAUUUUUAAAAAAUCAGUACAUUUUAAAGGUAAUUUUAAAAAAUCAGGACAAUUCAAGCGUUUUUGAAAAAUCAGGACGGCCUCUCGAAAAUCAGGACAAAUCCUGAAAAAUCAGGACACCUGACACCCCUGUUUCUCUCGCACAUCAUGAUGAAUCUAGUAUGGUGGUCUCACAUAUGCCAAAUCGCACGUUCAGCCAUAUUGAAAAAAGUUUUGACAGCUGGCUGAAGUGUUUACGAAGAAGGAGGUCCAGGGAUGCCAGGUGUUUGAGAUAAAA
Molecule: messenger RNA, 4448 nt
Organism: Uranotaenia lowii
Lineage: Eukaryota; Metazoa; Arthropoda; Insecta; Diptera; Culicidae
Product: zinc finger protein 845-like
Exons: 7
Coding region: 526-3633 (1035 amino acids)
Biological process (GO): regulation of transcription by RNA polymerase II
Cellular component (GO): nucleus
Molecular function (GO): DNA-binding transcription factor activity, RNA polymerase II-specific; RNA polymerase II transcription regulatory region sequence-specific DNA binding; zinc ion binding
Source: RefSeq, a predicted model, not a curated record